CUGGGAGAGAGCGGGGAGGAGGAGGAGGAGGAGUGAUGAUGAUGAUUAGUUUAAGGAGCAUGCUGAGGCUGUCUGUUGUGUUUCCAGUGGGUGUGCUCCUCGUCAGGACCAUGGCAUGGACGUCCUCCGGAAAUUCCCACACACAUCUAAUUGAGAACCUGAGACGCGAUGGCGUCAUUCAGUCCGAUCGAGUGUUCAAAGCGUUGAUGGAGACUGACCGUGCCCAUUACUGCAAAGGUUUCCCCUUCGAGGAUUCUCCACAGUCGAUAGGUUACCAUGCAACCAUCAGUGCACCCCACAUGCAUGCGUACGCCUUGGAGUGUCUAAAGGAUCAUCUGUACGAGGGUGCCCGGGCUCUGGAUGUGGGUUCGGGGAGCGGUUACCUGACAGCUUGCAUGGCUAGAAUGGUGGGACCCUCGGGCCUAGUGGUGGGAGUGGAGCACAUCCCACAGCUGGUGGAGCAAUCCAUCAGCAACGUUCAGACUGACAACCCUUCACUGCUGGCAGCAGGCGGGCUGAAGCUGAUCGUGGGGGACGGUCGGAACGGACACCUGGACCACGCGCCCUACGACGCCAUCCACGUGGGCGCCGCCGCCGCUGCUGUUCCCGAAGCGUUGCUGCAACAGCUGAGGCCCGGAGGCCGUCUGGUCAUCCCUGUGGGCAGCCGUGAGGGAGGCCAGCAACUGGAGCAGUAUGACAGGGCGAAGGAUGGGAACUUCACUCGCACGCCGCUGAUGCGAGUCGCCUACGUGCCCCUGACCGACCGAAAGAGGCAGUGGAGUGGGUAUGUGACCGCAGCGGGCAGGUGCCGGGUGAGGCAUGAACUGUAAGUUCCGCGUAGACUCUUUUCAGAAGGCAAGGAGAACGGAUUUGUUGAACUCGCCCAGUGCCCUGGAUAGACCUUGGACUCUCCCUGGUGUUGAUGGACCAUGGGUGGGGAAGGGCAAAGGGGAUGCAAUGGAACAGUUGGAACAUGUUGCAGAAUUCAUCAGCGUGGAAUCAGAAAUAAAACACCCACUCCACUUGCAA
Amblyraja radiata (thorny skate) is the source of this 1029-nucleotide messenger RNA. RefSeq names its product l-isoaspartyl protein carboxyl methyltransferase, like (gene pcmtl). Gene Ontology annotation, biological process: protein modification process. Lineage: Eukaryota; Metazoa; Chordata; Chondrichthyes; Rajiformes; Rajidae. The record is from RefSeq and is a predicted model, not a curated record. The coding region runs from base 36 to 830 and encodes 264 amino acids. The transcript is spliced from 9 exons. Gene Ontology annotation, cellular component: cytoplasm. Gene Ontology annotation, molecular function: protein-L-isoaspartate (D-aspartate) O-methyltransferase activity.